This is a messenger RNA of Somion occarium, 806 nucleotides long. The record is from the annotation of a GenBank genome assembly. NCBI's taxonomy places the organism in Eukaryota, Fungi, Basidiomycota, Agaricomycetes, Polyporales, Cerrenaceae.
CUCAACAAGUACUUUCAAGUUGCUUCAUCUUUGGAGGCAGGAUGGUGCAUAUCCUUGGAAAAGUCCUGCCGGACUCACAUUUAGCGAGGCAUGCCUUGACCAAUUUCUAUGGUAUUGGUCGAUACACCGCACAUCGUCUAUGUGCUCGCAUGCAGAUCCAUGACCGCUGCCGGGUCCGCGAGCUCACACCUGCACAAAUUCUGAACCUGACAGCCUUCCUUUCCUCCCCUACAAGCGCGCCGUCCGCACCUAAACACCCACUUGCUUCACCCAGUUUCAUUGCACCAGGACCCGGCAAAGCACCCGCCGCCGCUCCUAAACCACGCAUCGUAGAGAAGGAUGCUGCUGCUCAGGCUCAAGCGAGCACCAAACGUGGUGACCCGCUGAAGACCUUGAAGAUUGAGACGGAGUUAAAGAAGGAGAUUCGAGAGAACAUCAUGCACCAGCGGAUGAUCGGAAGUUAUGUUGGAAGGCGGCAUGCUCUCAGUCUUCCUGUUAGAGGACAGAACACCCAGACUAAUGCUAAGACUGCGAGGAAGCUCAACAGGCUUGGUCGUUAUAAUUAGAUGGUAUGUGUACGCUUCUGCUCUUUUGACGUAUACAUGUUGUGACUUGAAAAACGCGUCCGGUCCAGGUUAUGAGGGAUAUAUAUGAUAUGUUAUAAUGUACAUGAAACUAAUCAUCUCCUACGGGAACUUCUUCCUCGAGAUACUUGACAAGGGUGACUUUGAUCUCUGUCGUUUCGUCCCCUCGCAACACAUCGGAGAUAAACGUAGCCGUGACCUGCAUUUGAAUCUGAAGAGUGA